CAGUUUAGUUUUGUCUCAAAGUUUCAAAAAUGAAGUUUACAAUAAUUGGUAUCCUAACUUUAUUCGGUUUAGAUUUAAGUUUGGGAAAAUUAUAUACUAAAUGUGAAUUAGCUAGAGAAUUAUCGACUCAUUUGCGUAUGGAUUAUGAAGAAAUUCAAAAUUGGGUUUGUAUUGCACAAAUCAGCAGCUUUGACACAUCACGAAAAGUUUAUGACUCUUCAGACGGCCAUUAUAGUCAUGGAUUAUUUUUGAUUAGUGACCGUUGGUGGUGUAGUCACGGUGAAGAUAGACCAGAAGAAAAUACAUGCGGAGUCGACUGUUCAGAACUACGCUCAGAUAAUAUUACUGCGUCUGUAAAUUGUGCAAGAAAAAUUUAUCAAGUUUGGCAAACAGGAAGUGGAUAUGAAGCAUGGUGGUACUGGCCCAAAAAUUGCAAAAACCGUUUACCAGAUUUAAAAAGUUGUAAUUUGGGACCUUUAUAAAGAAAUUUCUGUUCAAAAUGGCGCAAAAGUAAUCUCUACUCUAUCUUAAAAGAUGUGAUAAAUUUCGAUUUUUGCCUCAA
Molecule: messenger RNA, 562 nt
Organism: Chrysoperla carnea
Lineage: Eukaryota; Metazoa; Arthropoda; Insecta; Neuroptera; Chrysopidae
Product: lysozyme C-like
Exons: 3
Coding region: 30-482 (150 amino acids)
Molecular function (GO): lysozyme activity
Source: RefSeq, a predicted model, not a curated record